Nannospalax galili (Upper Galilee mountains blind mole rat) is the source of this 1456-nucleotide messenger RNA. RefSeq names its product DnaJ heat shock protein family (Hsp40) member C28 (gene Dnajc28). The record is from RefSeq and is a predicted model, not a curated record. The coding region runs from base 297 to 1451 and encodes 384 amino acids. Lineage: Eukaryota; Metazoa; Chordata; Mammalia; Rodentia; Spalacidae. The transcript is spliced from 2 exons.
CGGGUGGAGGCAGAACCGGUGACCCCAGGGUACGACGGGCAUCCAGAGUUGUCUGUCCUAUGCUCUCUUGGGUAAGAAAGAGCUCAGUUUCCCAGGUAUAGGAGGCCCCUGUAGCAGUGAGGUAUGACCAAGGGCCCAGCAGUGUAGAGCGGCAGAGGAGCCAGGCCAGCCACGAGCCCCGGGGAGAGCUGGGCGGCCCGGUGCGCAUGCGCAGAGGCGCAGUAUGAGCCUCCAGCUGCAAAUACCCGGGUCUAUGUUGGUUUAGAUCAUUGUUAGUAAGAAUUCUGGAUUCGGUGAUGAAUGUGGUGCACGUGAAGAUGGCUCAAAUCUUAAGACCAUGUCUGAUAAGUGCUUCCCUGAUUGCUAAUGGAGUGAAAAUGCUUUCAUAUCCUAGCAUCAUUAGAAACAGAAUGAUAUCAACUCAUAGAUCCAAAAGGAAAAUCCAAGAAUAUUACAGGCUACUGAAUCUGGAAGAAGGAUGCUCUGCAGAUGAUGUCAGGAAUUCUUUCCAUAAGCUUGCCAAGGAAUACCAUCCAGACAGUGGCUCUAGUAAUGCUGAUUCUGCAAUAUUUAUAAGGAUUGAGGAAGCCUAUAGGAAUGUGCUUUCCCACGUGACAGAACAAGCAAAUGCCAGACAGAAUAAAGCUGAAGACACAGAAGAAGAAGAAAAAUUCAAAUAUAAUACACCUCAACACCGACACUAUUUAAGUUUUGAAGGUGUUGGCUUUGGGACCCCAAGUCAGAGAGAGAAACAGUAUAGACAAUUCAGGGCAGAUCGUGCAACCGAGCAAGUGAUGGACUAUCAAAGGCAGAAGCUUCAAAGCCAGUACUUUGCUGAUAGUAUAACCAUCAAAGAUGUAAGACACAGCAAAGAAGGGAAGAUAACUCAAGCCAUAGAACGUUUGGUGGAAGACCUGAUUCAGGAAUCGAUGGCAAAGGGAGACUUCGACAACCUCAGUGGAAAAGGAAAACCCCUCAAAAAGUUUUCUGGUUGUUCAUAUAUUGAUCCCAUGACUCACAACCUAAACAGGAUAUUGAUUGAUAAUGGAUACCAACCUGAGUGGAUCCUGAUGCAAAAGGAGAUAAAGGACACCAUUGAGCAACUGAGAGAAGAACUUUUAGUGUCUAGGAAGAAGCUUGGGAAGCCAAUGACAUCAGUGGAACAGAAACAAUGGAACCAGGUUUGUGAGCAGUUUCAAGAAAACAUUAGAAAGCUAAACAAGCGAAUUAGUGAUUUUAACUUGAUUGUUCCUAUCCUGACGAGACAGAAGGUCCAUUUUGAUGCACAGAAAGAAGUGAUCAGAGUCCAGAAACUAUACGAAACCUUUAUAGAAGCAAAAGAAGUCACAGAUAAAAACCCAACUGAUGUUAAUCAGAGAGAAGAGAAAACACAGGUAGUCAAAGCAGGUUUUUUAAACUGGUCAAAACUGUGGAAAUUUAUUAAACUAUGACCACA